Messenger RNA from Suricata suricatta (meerkat), 1837 nucleotides. RefSeq names its product intraflagellar transport 52 (gene IFT52). The record is from RefSeq and is a predicted model, not a curated record. Lineage: Eukaryota; Metazoa; Chordata; Mammalia; Carnivora; Herpestidae. The coding region runs from base 150 to 1463 and encodes 437 amino acids. Gene Ontology annotation, biological process: intraciliary transport; cilium assembly. Gene Ontology annotation, cellular component: cilium; intraciliary transport particle B; centriole. The transcript has 14 exons.
GCCGUUAUAGCGGCCUGGGGGCUGGCGGAGGCCUCGCCGGCCAGUUCUUGGGGCCUCUGCGCCAGGCGUGUGGCAAAUCGAGGUCCUUUGAAGUAAAGGAAACUGGGACUGCAGGUAUAGGCCCGGAUCCUCAACCUCGAACUGUAACCAUGGAGAAAGAGCUUCGGAGCACCAUUCUUUUCAAUGCAUACAAAAAAGAAUUAUUUACUACCAACAACGGCUAUAAAUCAAUGCAAAAAAGACUUCGGAGUAAUUGGAAGAUUCAGAGCUUGAAAGAUGAAAUCACAUCUGAGAAGCUAAUUGGGGUGAAACUAUGGAUUACAGCUGGGCCAAGGGAAAAAUUUACUGCAGCUGAGUUUGAAGUCCUGAAGAAAUACCUUGAUGGUGGUGGUGACAUCCUUGUGAUGCUAGGAGAGGGUGGGGAGUCCAGAUUUGACACCAACAUUAACUUUCUCUUGGAAGAAUAUGGAAUCAUGGUCAAUAACGAUGCUGUGGUUAGAAAUGUAUAUUAUAAGUAUUUCCAUCCUAAAGAAGCUCUAGUUUCCAAUGGAGUCUUGAAUAGGGAAAUUAGCCGAGCUGCGGGGAAGGCCGUGCCUGGAAUCAUCGAUGAGGAGAGCAGUGGAAACAACGCCCAGGCUCUCACCUUUGUCUAUCCUUUUGGUGCCACAUUGAGUGUCAUGAAACCAGCAGUGGCUGUUCUGUCCACAGGCUCUGUCUGUUUCCCGCUGAACAGACCCAUUCUGGCUUUCUAUCACUCGAAGAACCAAGGUGGGAAGCUGGCAGUGCUUGGCUCCUGUCACAUGUUCAGUGACCAAUAUUUGGAUAAAGAAGAAAACAGCAAAAUCAUGGAUGUUGUUUUCCAGUGGCUCACGACAGGGGACAUCCACCUAAACCAGAUUGAUGCUGAGGACCCAGAGAUUUCCGACUACAUGAUGCUGCCCGACACGGCCACCCUGUCAGAGCGGCUUCGAGUGUGUCUCCAGGAGGGCGAUGAGAACCCGAGAGACUUUACCACCCUCUUCGACCUGUCCAUCUACCAGCUGGACACCACCUCCCUCCCCAAAGUCAUCAAGGCCCAUGAACAGCUAAACGUGAAACAUGAACCUCUCCAGCUCAUCCAACCUCAGUUUGAGACCCCGCUGCCGGCCCUUCAGCCAGCGGUUUUCCCUCCCAGCUUCAGAGAGUUACCACCUCCCCCACUGGAACUGUUUGACUUGGAUGAGACAUUCUCUUCGGAGAAGGCCCGCCUCGCUCAGAUUACCAAUAAGUGUACUGAAGAAGACCUGGAAUUCUACGUCAGAAAGUGUGGUGACAUUCUUGGAGUAACCAGUAAACUACCAAAGGACCAACAAGAUGCCAAACAUAUCCUUGAGCACAUCUUCUUCCAAGUGGUGGAGUUCAAGAAAUUGAAUCAGGAACAUGACAUUGAUACAAGUGAACCAGCCUUCCAGAACAAUUUCUGAGGACCAUGCCUCUUGAAGCAUCUUCUGUCUCCUAAUUCUCUUUGUAAACUAUUUUUGAAUUGUUCCUCAAUUCCUUAUCAAGAUUGUCUAUAAACUCUUUCCUCCAUGAGUUGUAGAGGUUUGUGCAUCUUCUGUAGUGCCCAGAUAGGUAUGUUUCUAACAAGAUCCUUAUAUCAGAUACAUUCUAUUUUUUAAGAUUAAAUCUGACUGAAUCUGUACUUUUAUAAUUUAUGAGUCUUUCAUUGAAGUCUUUUCUUCCAACUAUACUUCUGAAUUUGAGUUUCCUUUACCAAAGGCAUGAAUGUCUCUUGACUAUGAAUAUUAUUCAGCUUUUGGACUAGCUCAAGGAUAUAAAAUAAACUUAACCUGCAUGA